This is a messenger RNA of Benincasa hispida (wax gourd), 1496 nucleotides long. RefSeq names its product thylakoid-associated phosphatase 38 (gene TAP38). Gene Ontology annotation, molecular function: cation binding; protein serine/threonine phosphatase activity. The record is from RefSeq and is a predicted model, not a curated record. Gene Ontology annotation, biological process: protein dephosphorylation. Lineage: Eukaryota; Viridiplantae; Streptophyta; Magnoliopsida; Cucurbitales; Cucurbitaceae.
AUUCAAACUACCUUAAAAUAUAGUAUCUGAUCCGUUAACCCAAUUAGAGGCCUUCCUUCAUUCUCUUAUCUUUCUCUUCUUUAACAUAAUUUCCUUUACUGUAUCUCAGUCUCCGAGUUUCUUCAAGAGUUUUUGAUUUCCCGAUUCAGCAAAAUGGCUUUGCUGAGUCCUCGAUUGCAUAGAUUCCGCCUAACCAAGCUCCACCAUGCCUCCGCCUCCAAACCCACCAAAACAACUCAGCUCACUCUCACGAGAAAAACCAGAUGCUGCUCUGCCAUAGCUAUUGAUGCUCCAUCUUCUUUAACAGAUGCUGCAGGAAUCAGAUGGGGUUCCACUACUCUGCAAGGCUUGCGGGAAGAAAUGGAAGACGAUGCUGUUGUGCGGUCUGAUGGUUUUAAUGGCUUCUUGUUUGCUGCAGUGUUCGAUGGCCAUGGUGGCUAUUCCUCUGUCAAGUUCCUCAGGGAGGAGCUGUACAAGGACUGCGUAGCAGCUUUACAAGGUGGCCUGCUAUUGAAUGAAGGGGAUUUUGAAGUGAUAAGAGCGGCUUUGGAGAAAGCUUUUGAUGAUACUGAUAAGAGAUUACUCCUUUUGCUUGAGGCAGCUGGGGAGGAAGAUGAAUCUGGUUCCACUGCAACUGUUGCAUUCAUUCGAAAUGAUGUGCUGUUCGUUUCACAUCUUGGUGACUCUUGUAUUGUAUUAUCUCGUUCUGGAGGAGCACAGGUGUUGACUAGUUCUCAUCGGCCUUAUGGAAAUAACAGCACUUCGCUACAAGAAAUUAGAAGAAUUAGAGAAGCAGGUGGAUGGAUUGUUAAUGGGAGAAUCUGUGGGGACAUCUCUGUAUCGCGUGCAUUUGGUGACAUACGAUUCAAGACGAAGAAAAGCGAGAUGCUACACAAAGGAGUUGAAGAAGGGAGAUGGUCAGAAAAAUUUAUUUCUCGUGUGCAGUUCAAUGGAGAUUUGGUUACUGCAUCACCAGAAAUUUUCCAAGUUACGCUCGGAUCAAACGUCGAGUUUAUACUGAUGGCAUCGGAUGGCCUAUGGGAUUACAUGAAUAGCUCUGAUGCGGUUAUGUUUGUUCGGAAUGAACUUAGACAGCAUGGCGAUGUUCAGCUUGUGAAGCCCUCGCCCAAGCAGCCUUGGAUAAAGGGUCACAAGACAAUAUCAGCAUUAUCAUGGCUGAUUUAGGGCGGACAGAUUGGCAAAAUUUGCCCCUUAAGCAAGACAAUGUCAUAUUUGAACUGGCUCAAGCUUUCGCUACGAUCGGACUCGUUUCUUUAGGUAUUUGGUGGGCGUCCUCUAGUUUCUCUCUUUAAAGUUGCUGUCUCCCACUGUUGUAUAAUCAAGUUCUUCCAUACUUUUCACCUGUAAAGUGUAAUUGAAUAGUCAUAAAAUGUAUCACAUCCUAGCUAGUUUAGUCAAACUUUAACAUACCUUCACAAGAAUUGCAAAAUUCUUCUUUCCCUUUCGGUAUAAAUCGUAAACCGUCGUUCUUUGGU